Molecule: messenger RNA, 975 nt
Organism: Exserohilum turcica Et28A
Lineage: Eukaryota; Fungi; Ascomycota; Dothideomycetes; Pleosporales; Pleosporaceae
Exons: 1
Coding region: 1-975 (324 amino acids)
Biological process (GO): potassium ion transport; proton transmembrane transport
Cellular component (GO): mitochondrial inner membrane
Source: RefSeq, a predicted model, not a curated record
AUGCGUCUCUUCCUGCUGCCCAUCUCCACCCGCCGCUCCCUCAUCUACUGCGAGACGCUGCACGAAAAGGCCCCCCGUGACCGCUCGCUCUACGACAAAAUCACCAUCAAGGCCAGCGAGACGUGGGUCGCCUGGGAAAAGGACCCAAAGGCCAUCUGGGACUGGAAGAGAAAGGUCACCUUCUACGGCAACCACGCCCUGAAGCGCAUCCCCUACGAGGAAUGGGGCCUCAAGACCAUCCCCCCGCUCACCGCCCGCCGCAAGCACGAGAUCCGCACCGGCACCGCACACUAUGAGGUCCUGUUCCCCGGGCGAUACCUGCCCCAGGACCGCGUGCCCACGCUGCUGCACAGGCUGGCCAAGGAGAAGCAGAACAUGCACCGCACCAAGCUCAUCUGGAGCGUCGUCAUCAUGCCCUUUACCGCCCCCUUCAUGCUGGUGCCCGUCAUUCCCAACCUGCCCUUUUUCUACGUCCUCUACAGGGCCUGGUCGCACUGGAAAGCCCUGGGCGGCUCCAAGCACCUCGAGUUCCUCCUCAGACACAACCUGCCCAAGCCAAACCCCUCGUGCACCCUCGAUGAGCUCUACACGGCCGGCCUCAUGUACCCCACCCGCGCCCUGUCCCGCGCCGCUCCCCGCCCCACGCCGCAGCAGGCCAACGAGGUGGCCGCCGUCGUCCACCAGCAGACCAACAACGAAACCGAAGACGUCAUGGUCUUGCAGCGCUGGAACGGCAAGCUCAUCGCCGAGCAUUUCAACCUGCCCGACAUGGAGGUGGAAAUUGAGCGCGCAGUCGGCCAGGUCGAAGGCGCCAUCAAGUCAAAGGAAGAGCGCAUCGAGGAGAAGCUCGAGCAAGAGAUGGCUGCUGGCGGCAACGGAAUGCGUGCAAAAGACACGCUGCCCAAGGAAAUCCUCGAAACGAUACACGAAAAGGCCGAGCAUGUCGCCGAUGCGGGCCAAGAAGGCAGGAACUAG